Closterium sp. Naga37s-1 is the source of this 6936-nucleotide messenger RNA. NCBI's taxonomy places the organism in Eukaryota, Viridiplantae, Streptophyta, Zygnematophyceae, Desmidiales, Closteriaceae. The record is from the annotation of a GenBank genome assembly.
AUGAGCCGCAGCGGCAGCACAUUGAGUCGCAGCAGCAGCAGCAGCCUGGCGCGGUCCGACAGCGUGGGGUUCGGACCGUCUCGGUUUGUGCUGCGGCAGCGGUACGAGGAUAUCGCGCUGCGGUACUGCGUGCACAAGGAGCAGCUGGGCACGGGCGAGUAUGGCGCCGUGCGGCCGUGCGUUGAAGCCGACUCUGGGCGGCUGCUGGCCUGCAAGACCAUCCGCAAGCAACAGAUCACGACGUACGAGGACGCUGAGGCCAUCCGCACGGAGGUGGCGUGUCUGUGGGAGGUGAGGGGCCAUCCCAGCAUCAUCAGUCUGCACGACGCCGUGGAGGACGGCAAGCGCGUGCACCUCGUCAUGGAGCUCUGCCACGGGGGCGAUCUCUUCCGCCGAGUCACCCAGCGCGGCACGCUGAGCGAACGCAGCGCUGCCCGGGUUUGCCACGCGCUGGCGACAGCGGUGCUGCACUGCCACCGCCAUGGGAUCGUGCAUCGCGACAUCAAGCCAAAGAAUGUGCUGCUCGUAGACGACUCCGACGAGCCUCACGUUAAACUCAGCGACUUCGGUGUCGCCACUUUCUUUGAGGACGGAGAUUCGUUGACUGAGUUUGCGGGAACAACGCAAUACAUCGCCCCUGAAGUGUGGAAGGGGCAAUACGGGCCUGAAGCUGACAUCUGGGGACUUGGAGCUCUGCUGUAUUUCUGCAUAGCCGGUGUGUCUCCUUAUCGGGCCCCGACUAAGCAACAGGUAGCGGAAGCAGUGUUGACACACGGGGUGGAUUUCAGCCUGGCGUGCUGGAGAAAAGUCACUCCAGAGUGUAUAGAUAUGAUUGAUAGAUGUGUGUACGAAGCAACAAGCGAGCCGUACAUCAUGACGGUAACCGACCUUUCCAGUCCGUUGAGGAAGCUGUCUCGCUGCCUGACGGACGACGACAUGCCUUUGUCAGACGGCCACGGUCAGUUGGACAGCAGCCGGCCGUUAGCGCCGUCGUCAGCCACGCGAGAUCCCCUCGAAGGCGGUCAACGCGUGCAGCCCGCACGUCUCGAUGACGUUUCGGACCCCGUGAGUGCUUCGCGGGGCGUGUCGCGUGCAAACGCCGCCAAGUCAGACGUUCCAGGAGUUGUCCAGCCAUCGCGAACAUCGCCUGCAUUGCACGAUAGAUCGCAAGAGCCGUCGGCGACAGCGUCGCAGCCGAACCAAAGGAAUCUGCAGUCGCCGAUGCUGCGUGAGGAGGAGCCCCGAGAGCUACAGCGGCAGUGGGAUUCCCUAGGCCCAAACGCGACCGACAGAGCAUGUGAUUCUGUUGACGCGGAGCCGUCUAAUGCGGAAGCCGCGCGGCGACGGCGGGAAUUGAGAUUGCGGGUGGAUUCGGAGGGAUCGGAGGACGACGUCGACGAUCUCCGGUCGAGCCGCUCCGACCGAUUAGUUCCCGCGUACUCGAAGCGGCAAGGCCACCAUGGCGCACGCAGCAUGCGCGCGGGGGGAAAGCUCAAGUGGGGGGAGGAUUUCUGGCGGGGGAAGCCGGCGCAGGAGGCGAUGCCGCGGGGGUUCACGUUCAAGGGGUAUCUCGCGCAGCCCAUGGCGGCGCAUGCGGUCGGCGUCCCUUCCGACCCGCCGAGCGAGCGCGAGGCGGCGCAGGCUCGGCCGUUCAACGUGCAGGUGCAGGUGUUCCGGCGGGUGCUGCACGUGAUGCGGCGGGUGCGCAUCCCCGUGAUACACCCCUUCUCGCGCUUCCGCCGCAACGUCAACCUCAUCAUCGCCCUCUGCAUCAUUUACAACGUCUGGGAGGUGUUCUACCAGGUGGCGUUCAGCCUGCGCGCGCAGGGCGCGUGGCAGAUCGUGGACGCGUGCCUCUCCGCCAUCUUCCUCGCUGACAUCUUCCUCGGCUUCAAAACCGGGUACGUGACGAAGGAGAAGCACGUGGUGAUGGACGACGGCAUGAAGGUGCUCAAGCCGCAGCAGAUCGUCAUGGAUCAGGUACGCACCAGGUGGCUCUCGCACUCGGCCCUUUCACCACAUGCCAGCCCAGCAUUAACUCUCUGGGCAAUGGGCAUCUUGCACUGUUGGCCGCCCUCACUUGCUCAUGCGUCUCCUCGUAGUGAUUUCGCUGACCCUCCCGGUGCUGCUUCUCCCGUUUCUCCACCCCCCCCCUCUUCCCUCCACGCUCCUACCAUCGUCUUCCCCUCCCUGCUCUUCCCCUCCCACCCUCCCCCACUCUCCCUCUCUCAAUCCAGUCCCACCUCCACGUCCCCCCUCGUGGUGUGGCACUACCUGCGCACGUGGUUCGCCUUGGACCUGCUCUCCUCGCUGCCCUUCGACCUCCUCACCUCCCUCGCCUCCGACUCCCCCGCUGGCUUCUGGAUCUCUGCCGCGUUCCGGCUGCUGAAGCUGUUCCGAGUGCACCGGCUGGGAGUGGCAGCGAAGCAGCUGAGGAGCGCCUCCUCCGACACCAACUACAUGGACUUCGCCAUCCUCCUCUUCCAGAUCUGCAUGCUCUGCCACAUAGGCGCCUGCAUCUUCGUGCUGAUUGGCCGGCUGGAGCUGCCGAGCGAAACAUGGCUGGCGGUCACCUAUUGGAGCCAGGAUGGCGUGGCGCAGACGCUGGAGUCAGCACCCACUGGCGCGGCUAUUUAUUGGUCCAUGGUCACAUUUGCUGGGGUGGGGUACGGAGACAUCCACCCCAUGGACACGUUAGCAGAGCGCCUGUUUGCCACGGUGUACAUACUGCUCACGGCCAUCAUGCUGGGCUACACCAUUGGCGAGCUCUCCUCCAUGGUCUACGCCCGCCGCAUGCAGCGCAAAUCCAUGCGCCAACGCAUGCUCACCCUGCACAGGUUCAUCGAGAGGGAGCGCCUGCCAGAGUGGCUCGCCAACCGCAUGAUGGCGUAUCUGAUGCGGCAGUGGCAGGCGUCGGUGAACAGCAAGUUUGAGGAGCUCGAGUCAUGCAGAGCCUCACGGACGAUCUACGCACGGACCUCUUUGUGCACUGGUGGACGCAACACGUUCCUCCCAGGUCGCCACCACCCCUCCCUCCAUUGCUGCCGUGCCACUCGCUCCUCCUGCAUCGUUUCUCCCCCCUGCCACCAUGCCUUUCCCUUCUUCCCGCACGAGCAGCAGUGUGUGGCGACUCUACAGCGCGUGCUGGUGCCGCGCGCAGUGGCAGCAGGGGACGUGGUUGUGAGGGAGGGCGAGGUGAGCCGCCACCUGUACGUGGUGCGCUCGGGCACACUCGAGAUGUCGUGGGCCUUGCAGGGGAUGGACACUCUUGUCGAGACCGCUGCCACGUUGCCAGGCAAACCCAUACUGGGCAGUGAGGGCAUGAAGCUGGCGCGGGCGGUGAGCAUGAGGCGCUGCCAGGUGCGCUCGCUGCAGCGCCAGGCCAGCCGCUCCUCUCAUGGCAGCCCUGUGCCCACACCCACGCACAUGGCAGCCUCGCAUGGGAAGAACAGCAGCAACGGCAUACAUGACGCAGGCGACGUGUAUGGUGUUUCUGACUCGCCUGCUCACUCGCAUGCAUGCGACCCGCGCCACGGCGAUCAUGGCGACCAUGGCGACAGCCCUGCCAUGGUUGGGUGCUCACCGUGUGUGCGGCGCACGCGUGUGUACGAUUCAACGCUCUGCACCAUUCAGAGCAGCAGCCUCAUGCCCAGCGACUCACGCGGGUCAGGGGAUGCGUCCCCGUUGCCUGGCGACAGCAUUCAGCCGCUGCGGGAGGGCGCAGGGGAGGGGUGUGGGGAGGGGGCAGGGCCCAGGGGUGCGAGUGGCACUGUGCCGCGGGUGCACAGCGCAGCGGCAUCGCAUGAGAGCUAUGGGUCGGUGCGGCAUGAGAGCCACCUGCUGGGGCAGGCAGCGUUUGAGAGCAGGACGGUGGGCGUGGGCCAUGUGAUCGGGCUGGACGGGCUCUCAGAGGUGCUCGAGCUGCAAACAGGCGAACCAUCGUGGAUGGAGCAACGAGUCCCCUUCCUCUUCAUGGAAGGAACCUUCCAGCACGCCAAUCGCGCCCCCACCCGCAGCGAUCGCCCGUGGCGCAAAUCGGCGUCGCACCGCAACGCGGACCACGAUGCGGCCACCGCCACCCACGCGGCACAGCGCCGCCAGUCGCGGCUCGACUUCCAAACGGAGCGCCUCGGCUCGCCAGAGGAGCGGCGCGCGGAAGGCGGGUCGCUGAACCAGCGCAUGAUGGAGGGGCGCGGCGACGCCUUGGACCACUCGAGCGAGCCGCGCCUCGACACCUCCGGCAGCUGCUCGUCGCCGUCGUCGCUCGACGUGCUCCCCGUGUCGCCCCUCCCCGCGUCGGCCCUCCCCGUGUCGCCCUUUGACGUGCUCCAUCUGCCCGUGCCAGACGGCGGGGAGCGGCCUGACGGGGAUGGCACGAGCAGUAGCGGGGUGGGGGGGACAAGGGGAGGGGCGGAAGGGGAACCGCUGCCGGGCGGCAAGCCGCUGUUCGGGCAGCGGCGGUUGCGCGCGCGGCUGUGGCGGUCCGCCAAGGAGCUGCGCGACGACGACCCGGGCGACGACGUCGCGCUCUCCUUCGCGGACGACGCGCCCCCCGCGGCCGCGCCACUCAAGGCGCGCUCGCCCUUCCAAUGGGUGAUGAAAAGCGCCUCGUUUGGCGUGUUCCCGCCGGGCGGUGGGGACGACGGCAGCAGCAGCGGCAGCAGCAGCGACAGCGGCGGAAGCACGCACAGGACGGGGGGGAAGGAGGGGGCGACGCGGGUGGCGCUCGAGGAGUACAUGAACGUGCCCAUGCAGCUCAGACCAGGGCACUCCAGCGAGAGCGAGCCGCCCAACGCGGAGCAGAUGGGCGCGCGGCGGUGGUGGCGGGGAGGGCCGUGCGUGGUGGCGUUCAAGGCGGCGCUGGCGGCGGCAAUGCGCGUGCGCAUCCCCAUCGUGCACCCCUACUCGCGCUUCCGGCGCGACGUGAACCUCAUUGUGGGGGCGUGCAUUGCGUACAACCUCUGGGAGGUGCUGUACAUGGUGGCGUUCGACCUCAGGGCCACGGGCGCGUGGCUCAUCCUCGACUCCUGCCUCUCCCUCGUCUACCUCGCUGACGUGCUCCUCGGCUUCAAAACCGGGUACCUGACGAGGGAGAAGCACGUGAUGGGGGAGGGCGGGGUGAAGAUGCUGCUGCCUCAGCAGAUCGUCAUGGACCAGCGGCGCAUAGUGUGGCACUACCUGCGCACGUGGUUCGUGGUGGACGUGCUCUCCUCGCUGCCCAUCGACCUCAUCAUCUCCGCCCUCGCCCAGUCCAGCGUCGGCUUCUGGCUCUCCGCCGCGUUGCGGCUGCUGAAGCUGCUGCGGCUGAGGCGGUUGGGGCAGGCGACGCAGCAGCUGAGGCAGUCGGCUCUGGCGGGGCUGUACAUGGAAAUGACCAUUCUCGUGCUGCAGAUCUGCAUGGUGUGCCACGUGGGCGCGUGUGCCUUUGCGCUCAUCGGUCGCCUCGAGACGGCGCCCGAGUCGUGGCUAGCAGCGUUCAACUGGAGCAACGGGGGCAGCCAGGAGACGCUAGAGAGUGCACCGCACGGAGUAGUGUACGCCGCUGCCUACUACUGGGCCAUGGUCACCUUCGCCUCUGUGGGGUACGGGGACAUACACCCAGUGGACACACUGGCAGAGCGCCUCUUUGCCACGGCAUACAUCCUGCUGACGUCCAUCCUGCUGGGCUACGCCAUCGGGCAGAUCUCCUCCCUCAUCUACUCCAGCCGUGCUCGCCGCGAGUCCGUGCGCCAGCGCUGCAACACUCUGCACAGGUUCAUAGAGAAGGAGGAGAUCCCCGAGUGGCUCGCCAACCGAAUGAUGGUGAGUCUGACAGGCAAGUGGCAGUCGGAGUUGACGCAGCGCUUCCAUGAGGGGGACCUCGUCGACGCACUCUCUGACGACCUGCGGGCGGACCUCUUUGUGCACUGGUGGCAGCGCCACGUGCCCUCCAGCCCCAUGCUGCCGCACAACCACACGUUCCUGGCGCACCUCUUCCCGUGUGUGAUAGUGCGGCGGGUGGCGCCAGCGGACGUGAUAGUGAGCGAGGGCGACUUCACGAGGCACCUCUACAUCGUGCGCUCCGGCACCGUUGAUGUCACUCGCCUCAAGGACGGGCCCCCGCCCGCACUCGCGCUCACCCACGCCGCUGCUGAGGUGGCGGGCUGUGAAGCUGACGUGGAUGGGUGUGCGGUGGAGGGGAAGGGCGGCGUGGAGGAGGUGCAUCUGCCAGCUGAGGUGGUGAGGGCACUGCAGGAGCAUGGGGGGCCGGCGGGGGGCAGAAGAAGCGGGUCCAUUGCAGCACUGCCAGUGGGAGGGCCGCUGGGAGGGCCGCUGGGCUUAGCAGGAGCAGGGGUAGGGGGGAUGGGGGCGGGGGUGGGCGUGAUGCAGAGGCGUGCGAUGGGGCGGUCGCUGGCAGUGCAGGAAUCGGUGCCGGCAGUGGUGGGGGGGGCGGUGGGGUACGAGAAGGAGAGUGUGGGCGAGGGGCAUGUGGCGGGCGUGGAGGGGCUGAAGGCGGCACUGGAGAUGCGGCAGGGGGAGGAGGAGUGGAGCAGCCAGCGCGUGUCCGUCUUCUGCAUGGCCGCCUCCUUCCAGGUGCCCCACCCCCUGCCACCCCUAGCGCCCCCUGCCAUACCCGCACUCGCUCCCCAGGCGAAGACGGAGUGCGAGGUGUACCUGCUGCUGCUGGACGACCUGUUUGACGCCCUCGAGAGCUUCCCCGAGCUGCUCACCGCCAUGCGCUCCGCGCUGGGGCUGCCGCUGGCGCCCGACGAGUACCUGGCGCGGCCGCGCCUCAUGACCUCGCACCGCAGCUUCAAGGGGCUGCAGAGGAGCAAGAGCCAAUCGCGCCCCACGCCCUUCAGGGCGGACAGCAGCAGCAGCAAGACGCUGUCGUUUGGCAAGGGCCGCGUGAUGCGGGUCGGCAGCAGCUCCAUGCUCCAAUCAUUCAAAGGAUGA